This is a messenger RNA of Brassica oleracea var. oleracea, 1259 nucleotides long. RefSeq names its product PHD finger protein ALFIN-LIKE 2-like. NCBI's taxonomy places the organism in Eukaryota, Viridiplantae, Streptophyta, Magnoliopsida, Brassicales, Brassicaceae. Gene Ontology annotation, biological process: regulation of DNA-templated transcription. Gene Ontology annotation, cellular component: nucleus. Bases 219 to 971 code for a protein of 250 amino acids. The transcript has 5 exons. Gene Ontology annotation, molecular function: transcription cis-regulatory region binding; histone binding; transcription coregulator activity. The record is from RefSeq and is a predicted model, not a curated record.
CCUCUCUCUCUCUCUCUCUCUCUAUCUAUCUUCCUUCCUUCUUCUUCUUCUUCUCCAUCUCUUUCCAAACUCUCUAUCUCUCUAAUUCCUCUCUCCAUGUCCGAACGAACGCAUCGUGUAUGAGAAACAAUAGCUAUCAACCUCGAUCUUUCUCCACUAGAAACUGAUCUAUACACAUUAAAAAAAAAAGAAGUCUUUAAUAUUAUCUGUACAGAGCUAUGGCAGCCGUUUCCUCUAAUCCUCGCACCGUCGAAGAGAUCUUCAAGGAUUACACCUCUCGUCGCUCCGCUCUUCUCCGUGCUCUAACGAAAGAUGUUGAUGAUUUCUACUCUCAAUGCGAUCCGGAAAAAGAGAAUCUUUGUUUGUACGGACACCCGAACGAGUCGUGGGAAGUGAAUCUGCCGGCGGAGGAAGUUCCACCUGAGCUUCCUGAGCCAGCGCUUGGUAUCAAUUUCGCUAGAGAUGGUAUGCAGAGGAAAGACUGGCUCUCUCUUGUUGCUGUCCACAGUGAUUGUUGGUUGCUCUCUGUUUCUUUCUACUUUGGUGCUCGCCUUAAUCGCAACGAGAGGAAGCGGCUAUUCAGUCUGAUCAACGAUCUCCCAACUCUCUUCGAUGUAGUGACUGGUAGGAAACCCAUCAAAGACAACAAACCAAGCUCAGAUUCCGGAAGCAAAUCCAGAAACGGCACUAAGAGGUCAGUAGAAGGGCAGCCAAAGAGCACAACACCGAAACUGAUGGAAGGGAGCUAUGAGGAUGAUGAUGAAGAAGAAGGAGAAGAAGAAGAAGACGAGCAUGGAGACACUCUCUGUGGAAUCUGUGGAGGCAAUUACACACAAGAUGAGUUCUGGAUUUGCUGUGAUGUUUGUGAGCGUUGGUAUCACGGAAAAUGCGUGAAGAUCACUCCCGCCAAAGCAGAUAGCAUCAAGCAGUAUAAAUGCCCGCCUUGCUGUGCAAAGAAAGGAAGACAGUGAUGAUAAUCACCUCCCACAGAUUCUGGUUCUCGUGUCUUAAUGAUAUAUUAAUGAACCCUUUUCUCUUUUUGUUGUUGUUUCUUUAACCUUUUAAUUUCAAAGCAUACAGAACUGUCUCUCUCUUUAGAUCUCCAGAAAGGGAUUUCAAGAAGUUGAGAGAGGGAGUAGCAACUGUUUGAGUAUUAUUAUUCAUACAAGAAGACUGGUUUGUUCCAUAAAAUGUGUCAUGGGAUUUGUAUAUGCACUCUGUUUAAUCUUUCUUUUUGGUCUUGCUAGGUCUUUUAUCUA